CUUUCCCACAUAUAUAAGUGUAAGCUACAGUGUUUGCUUUGAGUGGUGAGUGAGUUGCUGCUACCAAACAAACAGCUAUGAUGCUCCUGACUGUUGUGCUCUGUGGGCUCCUGUGUUCCACAUCACAGACUUUAUUUAAAAAGACUAAUGAACACAAAGGCAACAACAUUGAGGACGAUGACUUCAGUGUCUCCACACUGCUGGAAAAGGCCAAUGCUAACCUGGGAAAAAACUUCAAUGAUCCUCUGGUGAUGUUUGGAGACAUUGCAGUGCCAACAGGUCUACAGAACGCUGAUCCCUGCACAUCACGAGGCUGCCUAUGGAAUAAAAACCAGGAUGGCAAUGUCUAUAUUCCUUACAGAAUUUCUAACCAGUUCUCUCAAAGAGAAAAAGAUGUCAUUGUCAAAGGUCUCGAGUCAUUUCACGCCUCCACCUGCAUCCGCUUCAGGCCCCACCAAAGAGAAAGAGACUUUGUGGACAUCCAGUCUCAAACUGGGUGUUGGUCUUUUGUUGGUCGCCGUGGUGGUGACCAGGUGGUGUCUUUAAGCCGCAGCGGGUGUGUUUUCCACCAGAUUGUCCAACAUGAGCUUCUACACGCUCUGGGCUUUAACCAUGAACAGACCAGGUCAGACAGAGACAGUCAUGUUCGUAUCCGCCUGGAGAAUGUGAUCCCUGGACAGGAGCAUAAUUUCAGGAAAAUCGACACCAAUAAUCUGGGCACUCCCUACGAUUACAACUCUGUCAUGCACUAUGGAAGGUUCGCCUUCUCUAGAAACAGAGAGCCAACCAUUGUUCCCAUCCCCAAUCCAAAUGUAGAGAUUGGAAGAGCCACCCAGAUGAGUAGUGCUGACAUCCUCCGGGUGAAUCGCCUUUAUCGAUGCAACUCAAAUCAUUUUAACGAUAAGCAGUCUCCGUCAGGAAAUGAGCUCAUCUGAGUUAAAAGACACGUAGAAGAAAUGCGGAGCAAUGCUGUUUGCUUUAACUGGCUUCUUUGCUGACCUAAUCAGAAAUUAAAAUGCCCAGUGCUUUUUAUCACAAGCACACAAUAAAGAUUCCUUAUCAGCUUGAUGCAAUGCUAACAAUAAAACUACCCAAUGAUCUAAA
Molecule: messenger RNA, 1104 nt
Organism: Girardinichthys multiradiatus
Lineage: Eukaryota; Metazoa; Chordata; Actinopteri; Cyprinodontiformes; Goodeidae
Product: high choriolytic enzyme 1-like
Exons: 10
Coding region: 78-935 (285 amino acids)
Biological process (GO): proteolysis
Molecular function (GO): metalloendopeptidase activity; zinc ion binding
Source: RefSeq, a predicted model, not a curated record